ACAGUAUGAUUCGAGGCGGUAUGGCGUCGGGAAAGAGAAAAGGCAGCCCCACUCCACGGAGCAGAUCUGUCUCUGGCAGUGAAUCCAUCAUCUCCACCGGAGCUCGACCCAAGACAGCUGUGGUUCAGCGAAAGCUUGUCAAAACCAAUUCAAAGACUCAAAUCACUGCUGAACAGACGCCUUCUUCUUCAAGUGCAGCUGUCAAACCCAAAGUGGAUGCAAAACAACAAUAUGGUCAAAACUCUGUCGACCAGGAAAUGGAAAAAUGGCAGCUCCAUACACUGAUACUGACCUACUUGACAGCACAGUUGGAGAGCCGUAAUGCAAAACUCAGAGCUUUGGCAGAGGAAGGUCUCCAGUUCCAACUGAAGCAAUUCGACAUGUGCAGUGAAUUGGUCUGUGAGAACGAGCGCAAACAUGACCUUGCUGAGAAGGAAAAGGAAGUGGAUGAGGUGCUGGACUUGCAGGUUGCUACUCUGACUCCAGUGGCAACAAUUGCUCCACAGUUCACAAACUACUACAGUUAUUUCACAAAAAACUUGGCUUGCAUGGAGCAUCUGCUGUCUGUCUACAAUUACUACAUUGGCGGAAACGAAAUUGAAUUUCUCGAUAAAGCUGAGAAUUCCCUCAAGGAGAGUGAGGAUAUACUUGUGGAAUUUGAAGAGGUGGAUAACAAACAAAAUGCUGCAUCUCUGGAGCUCGUCAGAUGCAUGAAGACGACCUCCAAGGUGGUCAGUCAGCAGCUUGCAAGUUCAUUUGAAAUGCUGCUGAAGCUGUGCUCGCUGGCCUGCCACUAUUCAGUGAAUGUCCAGCAGGCCAAAGAGGAAGAACAACUUGGUGAUUCAAGGAUCCGUGAGCUUUUCUCCACAGUGAUGCUCAGUAAAGUCUGAAAUUACGUAGCUCAUGCACUAUGAGUCCUCUGAGAAAACUGUUCAAAUUAUUGUAGCCUAUACACAUUUUUUUGUCUCCUGUCGGCGAAGUUUAAAGUCCUCGGUUGAGAAUGGAAUACACAAGCAACCUUCACUGAAAUGACGCGAGAUGUGAGUUCCUGCAGUGAAAGAAAAACGGCCUAAAGCCUCAUCAGAAUAAAAUCUGCUGCAUAACAGAUUUCUGCUGUCAUGCCUCAACAGUAGACAAGAAACAUGACUGUCCAUCAGGACUGGAGCAGGGGUGUCAAAUGUAAGGCAGAUGGGCCAAAGCCGGGCCGCAAGAUGCUCCAGUACUGCCCAACAUUGAUUUUUCAACAUGUCUCUUCAGAGUAAUGAACACAGCACAAUACUAAGACCCGUCCUGAGAUAUCAGUGAUUCUGCCAUGAAAGCUGCCAUGAAACAGCUUAGCAUUAGGGCCAUAGUCACGUUGUCAUGGUGAGUUUGUAAAUUCACACAUAGCAUAUUGUUUUAAGGAGUUGGAUAUACAGACGGUUUCCAACAAGUUUGAAUAUAUUGGAAAAGUGCACCAAAAAAAAAAGAUAAGCAGGGGCUUCAGCUGAUUAUUAAACAGAGAAGAUUGAAGAAUCUGGCAGCGAUCCAGAAAGAGUGGAACAAGGCGGGAGUCACAACUGAAAAAAACCACCACAUUCAGACGCAUCCAGGAGAUGGCCUUCAACUGUCUGUGUUGGAGCUAUUUAUCAGUCUUUGCACGUUUUCUGAAUAUUUCUUAUAUCGUUUUCAUUUUUAUUAUUGCAUAUACUGUUUAUUUUGUUUAGAUUUGUUGCUUCUUUAUUUUGCAAGUUUGUUUUGGGGUAAAUGACAAUAUUUUCUGUUGGGCUUAUUUUUGUAGAUUUAAUUGUUACCACAGGCACCUGGAGUUUAUUUAGGGAGGCUGCAGGUAUAGGACCAGUAUGCACCUGGUUUUACCCGAGCAAGAGGGGCAACAGAAAAUGAAGACUCCAAUUUCUUUGCUUGCUUCAGGAAAUAAACUAAGACAAAACUCAGUGGAAUUUUGUGGACAUUGAUUCUUUUGCUUGCGUAAACCUCAACCCAUGGUGCAUCAGUGGCAAUUUGAAGUUAAGUUUGGAUUAAUUUUUUUUUUAUUGAGGACGUAGUCGCGACAGUCGGGUUCCUCUGGUCAACCCACUUCUGAGCGUGAGGCAACGUGGGAACGUCUCAACUGGGCCAAGGAGAAGGACUGGACCAGUGGUCCAAGGUUCUCUUUUCCGAUGAAAGAGAAGUGUGCCUUUCAUUUGGGGAUCAAGGUCCAAGGGUUUGAGGAAGAUGGAUGAAGAAUAGAACCCAAGCUGCUUGAGGUCCAGUGUGAAAUAUCCACAGUCAGUCAUGAUUUGGUGUGCAGUCCAGUGCAGGUGUUGGUGAAAAUCUGCUUUCUUAAAUCCAAGAUCGCUGUCACAGUCUACCAGAAUGUUUAGAGGACUUCAUGGUUCCUUCUGCUGAGGAUCUGUAUGGAAAUGCAGAUUUCAUCUUCCAGCAGGACCUGGCCCCUGCCCAUACCGCCAGAAGCAUCAAAACCUGGUUUGAUACCCAUGCCAUCACCGUGCUUGAGUGGGCAG
Salarias fasciatus (jewelled blenny) is the source of this 2504-nucleotide messenger RNA. RefSeq lists its product as uncharacterized. The transcript is spliced from 9 exons. Lineage: Eukaryota; Metazoa; Chordata; Actinopteri; Blenniiformes; Blenniidae. The record is from RefSeq and is a predicted model, not a curated record. The coding region runs from base 6 to 890 and encodes 294 amino acids.